Molecule: messenger RNA, 3481 nt
Organism: Lepus europaeus (European hare)
Lineage: Eukaryota; Metazoa; Chordata; Mammalia; Lagomorpha; Leporidae
Gene: TMEM25
Product: transmembrane protein 25
Exons: 9
Coding region: 159-1469 (436 amino acids)
Biological process (GO): negative regulation of excitatory postsynaptic potential
Source: RefSeq, a predicted model, not a curated record
GGGGGGGGAGGCGAAUCCUCUGGGGGUGACGUGCGUGUGCGCGUGUGUGCGUCCGGUUGCUCUCGCUGCUUCUGUAAGCUUGCGGGUGUGUGCGGUUUGUACCCCUGCAGUCAGUGCUGGAUUCUGCUCCCACGCGCGUCCGGGCACCUGCUGGGUGUAUGUGUGUGUGUGUGUGUCUGUCUGUCUGUCCGGGCACCUGUGUGUGUGUGUGUUGUGGCUUCGGGCUCUAUUGUGGGCUAUUCUGCAUUUGUGUUUCCAUACGUGGUUCCUGGAGAGUGAAUUCCUGGAGGAACUGCUGGGCCCGUCAGCUCCCACCUGGCUCACACUGCGGCUCGCCCCUCCUCUCAGCAGUCUGGGGCCCUGGCAGGGCCAUGGCGCUGCCCCCAGGCCCGGCUGCCCUCCUGCACUCACUGCUGCUCGUGCCAGGCCUCCUGAGCUCAGGUCGGGGGGAGUUGGCACCACAGAUCGAUGGUCAGACCUGGGCGGAGCGGGCACUUCGGGAGAAUGAGCGCCACUCCUUCACCUGCCGGGUGGCAGGGGGCCCUGGCACCCCCCAACUGGCUUGGUACCUGGAUGGGCAGCUGCAGGAGGCCAGCACGUCAAGACUGCUGAGCGUGGGUGGGGAGGCCUUCUCCGGAGGGACCAGCACUUUCACUGUCACUGCCCAGCGGGCCCAGCACGAGCUCAACUGCUCCCUGCAGGACCCAGGCAGCGGCCGGCCAGCCAACGCCUCUGUCAUCCUCAACGUGCAGUUUAAGCCAGAGAUCGCCCAGGUUGGAGCCAAGUACCCGGAAAAUGAGGGCCCAGGCCUCUUAGUUGUUCUGUUUGCCCUGGUGCGUGCCAACCCACCUGCCAAUGUCACCUGGAUCGACCAGGAUGGGCCGGUGACUGUCAACACCUCCGACUUCCUGGUGCUAGACGCCCAGAACUACCCCUGGCUCACCAACCACACCGUGCAGCUGCAGCUCCGCAGCCUGCCGCACAACCUCUCCGUGGUGGCCAGCAACGAUGUGGGAGUCACCAGUGCCUCGCUUCCGGCGCCCGGGCUCCUGGCCACCCGGGUGGAAGUGCCACUGCUGGGCAUCGUCGUGGCUGGAGGGCUUGCCCUGGGUACCCUAGUGGGGUUCAGCACCUUGGUGGCAUGCCUGGUCUGCAGGAAAGAGAAGACCAAAGGCCCCUCCCGGCGCCCAUCUCUGAUCUCUAGUGACUCCAACAACCUGAAACUCAACAACGUGCGCCUGCCGCGGGAGAACAUGUCCCUCCCGUCCAACCUGCAGCUCAAUGACCUCACUCCGGAUUGCAGAGCAGGGAAACCAGCAGACCAGCAGAUGGCUCAGAAUAGCAGCCGGCCAGAGCUUCUGGACCCAGAGCCCGGCGGCCUCCUCACCAGCCGAGGCUUCAUCCGCCUCCCAAUGCUGGGCUACAUCUAUCGAGUGUCCAGCGUGAGCAGCGAUGAGAUCUGGCUCUGAGCUGCAGAUGGGCCCCGCUGCACCCUCCCACUCCUGCUCCAAGGCAUCCGGGCCUGGCCACGCCACCGCCACUUGGCUGCCUCCUGGCUGCUGUGCCCUCUCUGAUGGUUUCACUGGGCCCUGAUGCACAGGGGCACAGAUGUCCUCUUGCCUGAGCCCCUUGUGCUGACUCAGGCUGGGGACCGCACGAGAUGGCUGGGCCCAGGCAGGGGAGCUCUUCGGUCAGGUGGGUUACCUUGUCACCCGGCAUCCAGGUGUGGCGUGGCCCCAAGGCCCCCAUCCCGUUCUACCUUGUACAGUAGGCAUGGGGCCGCCUGUGGGGGGGGACAGGGAGGGCCAUGCACGUCCUGGACCUUCCUGUGCUAUGUAGCUUUGUCCCCUCAGGGAAAUGUAGGACCCCCCCCCCCGCCAGCUGCCCAGCCCAUCUGCCCUCCACACAGGAGCCGGCCCCUAGCCCCAGGGCCCUGGCCAAGCACAGCCUAGUCCCUUUUGCUGCACACCUCUCUGUCCUCUGUCCCCUUGCCCUGCCUCCUCCCGGGCAUCAAAGAUUAUACACUGGACUUUCUCCUUGGGGCCCUAGACGACCCCAAAGGCCUGGCCCCUGACAGUGCCAGUGCCUGGUGUUAGCACAAGUCGGGUUGAAGGAGGAGGUGACAAGUCUGUGGCACUCAGGACAGCAUGUAGCUAUGCAUCACUUUUACAGUGUUGGCACUUUAAGCACAGCCCCCAGGGAAGGGGGUGAGCGAGGGCCCCAGAGCCCCGAGUUUGACCUCUCUGGCAUUCACUGUGAGUGACCGAGGCUCAGGAUCGAUUGUGGCUUUCUCUCUCUGCAUGUCUUCCCCUCGGUGGGACCCCAGCCCCGACCACACCCUGGCUGCCCCACCCUCUGCGCUUUAGGGGCUGGUCCCCACAGGCACAGAACACAGUAGUGCCAGCAGUUCCGGGGGUUGUGGAGAGAGAGGGAGCCCACAAACCCCCAAAGCAACCUAAAAAUGCUGUAAAAAGCAACAUGGCGACGACAGGAAAGCACCAGGGUGCAGUGUGUUUCUCCCCUGUUGAGGUCUUAUUUUACAAUUUUUCUCAUGUUACUGCCUAGGACAGUGCAAAGCACAAAGUAAAUUCAAUAAACUUGACUGAAUGGAGUUCCACGUCUUUGCUUCAUUUCUUCAAAUGCCUUCUAAAUGAAAUCUCUGAAUCACACAGUGGAGAAAAUAAAUAGCGAGCACCCACGCACCCACCGCUCGGCUCUGUUCCAUCAACCCACGCCCACGCGGGACGCUGUCGCCGCAGGCGGAGGAUCAGCCUACUUCACAGCGCUGGCCCCACAGUCCUUAUUUUAAAUAUGGCCCCUUACUUCUGUCCUCAGAGUUGCUCCUGCCCAGAGCCUCCUCGGUCAAAGCUGUCCAUCUUCUGUUGGGGCAAGGAGAAGUGUUAAGGACCUCGGAUCAGCAGAGACGGGGAGGGACAUUUCCAACAAGAAAAACAGCCUCCAUAAAGGCUGAGUCAGAAGAGAAUUCCCGAGCCCUGUUUGGAGUGUGCCAAGCGGCUGGGUUUUGCCGUUCACAUCCGGGAACUGUGGACAUGAGGGUCUUGGGGUGGAGACAGAGCAGCCAAAUGGAAAAUCUAAAAAGCCAAGUUGCAGAUUUACGCUUGGUGGCGCUUCAUCUUCUCACGUAUCUGUUACCCUCGGGAGAGCCCAAGAGGUGAGCUCGGGCUCAUUCUGUUUUACAGCUGGGUUAACGAGGCAGAGAAGGUAACUGACCUCUCCCAGGGCCGCAGGGCAGGCAGCCAGGAGGGAGCAGCUGGAGACGGGGGAGAGCGGAGCCCGGAGGCAGUGGCUCAGGACAGGGUGGAGAGCAGAAGGGAUGCUCAAAAGCCCAGGCAUCAGCCAGGAGCUCAGACCGGAAGUGCAGCUCACCCAUGCUAUUCGCAAUCUCUGGGUGUGGAUUCAGCCACAUAAAACUUCGUGUAAUCCCCAGGUCACCACUCGCAGGGUUUGGGAUGUGCUUCAG